AUGAGGCCUGAGGUGAUAAACUUGCCAUGCAAUUCCGAGGAGGAAGAGGUGAGAACACUACGCGAGAUUCACGACACCCUGUGCGACGUUGCGGCUCAGGUAGACGCAGUGUACGGACUACCAAUGCUCGGCUGUCUGUCUACGCAUCUGUUCAACUGUAUCACUGUGCUCAACUUGUUGCUGUCCAUCACACUGGAGUACCAGGGUUCUGCUGGUGCAGAAAUGGAAGGUCUGGCGAUGUUGGCAAUUGUCUGGGCCCUUUUCUAUUUUGGCGGAUUUCUGGCAGUCACUUGGUCAUGCAGUACCGUAGCCAGUGAAUGUUGUCGCACCGCAGACCUGGUACUCAAGGCCCUACUGCGUCCACCACGCAACACUACCACGGAUACUGAGCUGUGGUACCAGCUGCAGAUGUUCUUGCAGCAGCUGCUGCAUCGGCGCCCGCGCUUCACUGCCUGUGGGUUUUUCGUCAUUGACCUGACCAAUAUUCCAUCAAUGGUAGCUGCAGCUGUAUCGUACCUUGUUGUAAUUGCUCAGGCAAGUGCUAAGGAAGAGUUUCCAGAAGAAAAUGAAGCUAGAUAG
Molecule: messenger RNA, 579 nt
Organism: Schistocerca nitens (vagrant locust)
Lineage: Eukaryota; Metazoa; Arthropoda; Insecta; Orthoptera; Acrididae
Product: putative gustatory receptor 28a
Exons: 3
Coding region: 1-579 (192 amino acids)
Biological process (GO): sensory perception of taste
Cellular component (GO): axon; membrane; neuronal cell body
Source: RefSeq, a predicted model, not a curated record